UUUUUUGCUUUUUUAUUUGUAAACUGGAGCCCUGGAGCUGUUGGAUCCGACUGGGUCUGAGCGAUUUGUGCGUACUGCACGUGGCACUGCUUAAAUAAGUUUGGUGUGUUUCUUGUGCUUCCUGUAGAUGUGAUCAGGCAGAAUGGGAAGAAAACGACACAGGAAAGGACAAGGACAGGCUCCCAGAGCUGACAAUCCGAGAAAGGUUAACGAAAAUGGUGAUGUUCCCCUGUACACUGACAUUGUCAAGAGCAAUGAGGCAUUUGAAGCCUACUAUAAGGCUCAGAACAUAGUUCCCGAAGAAGAAUGGGAUGAUUUCAUAAAGGCGCUUCGUCGGGGAUUGCCUGCGGCAUUUCGAAUCACUGGGUUUCUUCCGGAAUCGAAGCACCUGCUGAGUGUGAUUAAAAGCCAGUACUUUACAAACCUUUUGAACGUCGGAGGAGAUGAAGAGAAAACUGGAAAGCCAAUCAACCUGCCGUGGUAUCCUGGCGAACUGGCAUGGCAGUUGGACCUUUCCCGUGUCAUGAUCAGAAAAUCUGAGGCAUACUCCCGGCUGCACAGCUUCCUGAUCUCUGAGACAGAAACAGGCAACAUCACACGCCAAGAAACAGUCAGCAUGCUUCCACCACUGCUGCUUGAUGUCAAACCCCAUCACAAGGUGUUGGACAUGUGUGCAGCUCCUGGCUCCAAGACAGCCCAACUGAUGGAAAUGCUGCAUGGCCGCGUGAGCAACAUCCCGACUGGGGUGGUGGUAGCCAAUGAUGUGGACAACAAGCGCUGUUACAUGCUGGUGCACCAGGCCAAGCGGCUUCAUUCCACCUGCUGCCUCGUGACAAACCAUGAUGCAGCUGCCAUGCCCAACAUAUAUCUUACCAACAAGGAUGGGACCCAGGAGGUGGUGAAGUAUGACCGAAUUUUGUGUGAUGUUCCCUGCUCGGGUGAUGGUACCUUAAGAAAAAACGUCGACCUCUGGAGGAAAUGGAAUGUUGCCAAUGGGAACAGCAUUCAUGGUCUGCAAGUACGAAUUGCUCGUCGUGGAUUGGAACUCUUGGCUGAGGGUGGUAUCUUGGUCUACUCUACAUGCUCGUUGAACCCUUUGGAAGAUGAAGCUGUUGUUGCAAGCUUGUUGUUACAGUGUGAAGGGGCAGUAGAGCUGGUAGACGUCAGUGGUCGUCUGCCUGGACUCGUGAGCAGGCCAGGGCUCACCACGUGGAAGGUGUCAAGCAAAGACAUGGCGGUGUACACCUCAUUUGACCAAGUGCCCGAGAUGUACCACACACAGAUCAGAGCUCAGAUGUUCCCACCAUCUCCUGAGGUGGCUGCACAGUUGAAAUUGGAGCGCUGUGUCAGGAUACUACCACACCAGCAAGACACUGGAGGGUUCUUUGUUGCUGUACUCAAAAAGACUGGAUCAAAAUUGCCCUGGGAAUCGCAGAACAGAGCCAAGCCAACGACACUUGCUGAAGAAAAUGGUAAGCAUUUUUGCCAUGAAAUGUUCUUGGUAUCAAAGGGUAAAUGUCGCAAUAAAGUGUUACAUUUUUUAGGUGAAGAAGAAAAUCAAACUGUCAGACAAGAAAAAAUUGUAGCUCCAAGAAAGAAGCGAAGAAUCCAAGGCUACAAGGAAGACCCCUUUGUGUUCCUAACUGAAGACGAUGAGAUCUGGAAGACAGUGAGGGACUUCUACAAGGUGGACGAGAGCUUCCCAAAUACCCAGCUUCUGGGUCGAUGCCAGCAGGAGAACAAACGCACCAUCUACCUUGUUUCUGAGACUGUCAAGAACAUCAUUGAAACCAAUGGGGACAAGUUAAAGGUCAUCAACACAGGAGUGAGAGUGUUCUGUCGCUGUGAAGGGAAGGAGGAGAUGGCUUGCAACUUCAGGGUUUGCCAAGAGGGUUUGCCUACUGUCCUGCCUUUUCUUGGGUCCAGAAAGCUGCGUAUGAGUAAAGAGGACCUCUAUGUCAUGCUGACUGAGGAAUAUCCACUGGAGACGCAAUUCAGCCCCGAGCUUCAGGCUCAACUCAAAGACCUCGAAAUGGGUUGCGUCUUGCUUGUGUGUACCUCAUUCCCAGGAACUCCGGAAGAAUUUGAGCUGGUCUUAGCCGGAAGACGAGGAAAGGCUACGCUGCGGUGCUAUGUAGCUAAACAGGAGAGGGUGCACUACCUCAGGGUCUGUGGAUACGACGUUUCAGAGUAUGAAAAGCGAGACAAGAAGAAAAAGGUAGACAGCACAAAGGCUGAGGUGGCUGAGGAAGUGGCCUGUGAAGCUAAGGAGGACAUCUCAGAUCCCUUGGAGGGAGGAAGUGAAAAUGAGGACUCUCCUUCACAGGCAAAGGACCUGUGCGAGUAAAAAGAUGGAGGUAUUCUUUCGAACUGUUGGAAGACCGUUUCAUCAGACCUGCUUGAAGAGAACUGCAAUGUGUUUGACAGUUUUCUGAUUGCAAUGAAAGCAUGUUUUAGGGCAGUGCUGCUCUUUCAUUCAACAUAGAGUUAACUGCUACACUAUCGGUGUUGCUUUACAAGAUUGAAGAAAAGAAAAACGUAAUUUCAUGUUACAACUCCAGUCGACUGUAAAGAUUAUUCACUACGUGAACUUGUUCAUACGCGAGUUGGAGAGUUACCAAAUAUAACUACUAAUGACAUUAUGAAAACAAUAAACAAUUGUUUGACAAACCUA
Molecule: messenger RNA, 2674 nt
Organism: Ixodes scapularis (black-legged tick)
Lineage: Eukaryota; Metazoa; Arthropoda; Arachnida; Ixodida; Ixodidae
Gene: Nsun2
Product: RNA cytosine C(5)-methyltransferase NSUN2
Exons: 19
Coding region: 143-2347 (734 amino acids)
Biological process (GO): tRNA methylation
Cellular component (GO): nucleus; cytoplasm
Molecular function (GO): tRNA binding; tRNA (cytidine-N5)-methyltransferase activity
Source: RefSeq, a predicted model, not a curated record